CUCAUUCUCUCGGCAGUCGAUUGCGAGAAGUCAACCGUUUUUCUUUCCUCCACUCGGGCUCGUUUUUUGUUUCUCAGCCGUUAGAAAUUGGACGUUUUCACUUGCUCGAAAGUCGCCAAAGUUUUUUUAAGCGUUUCAAACUCGAAAAGAGAGAGGGGGGUUGGAAAAGAUGACGGAGGAGGAGCAGGAUUUCUCCAAAUUGUCGUUAGAGGAAAGAUGUCAACACAAAAAUUGGAAAGCUCGCGUCUCUGCGUAUGACGAGCUGACGAAAACUUUUCAACGGAUCGACGAUGACAAAGAGUGGGGUAAAUAUGGGGGGUGGGUUCGCAAGUUUCCUACCGAUUCGAACGCAGCUGCCCAGGAGAAGGCCUUGGAAGUUACCCUCCUCUACUUGGCGAAUGCAGGACUACCUCAGGCGGGUCGAAUUGUGGCCGAAAUCAUGAGCGGAGUCGUAGCAAAAUGCAUUACAGCUUCAAAGGCCAAGAGUAAAGAGUUGGCGAUGGACAUUGCCCUUAUGUGCGUUGAGGUGGAGAAAUUUGAAGCUGUUCAGGAAGAAUUGAUGAAGGGGAUGGAGCAUAAGAAUCCUAAAGUGUUGGCUGGAUGUAUUAAUAUUUUUACAGAAGUUUUAAGGUCAUUCGGACCAAAGGUGAUUAACUUGAAAACAAUUUUGAAGAAGAUUCCGAUUUUGAUUGAGGAUCGUGACAAGACUGUUCGAGAUGAGACAAAGAAACUCAUGGUAGAGUUAUAUCGGUGGUUGGGACCAGCAUUUAAACCACAACUAAGCGCUGUAAAACCUUUAGUCGUACAAGAAGUGGAAGCAGAGGUGGAAAAGAUAACUGAAAAACCACAUCAAUCGCGCUAUUUAAGAUCUCAGCAGGCUCGCGAAGAACGUGUUGCCGGUGAAGCAGGAGAAGAGGCGGAAGAGGAAGAAGCUAGUGAAGAAGCGUCACCUGACAUUGAUCCGUUUGAUCUUCUUGAUCCGGUUGACAUUUUAUCCAAGUUACCAAAGGACUUUUAUGAAAAGUGCGAAGCGAAAAAAUGGCAGGAAAGAAAGGAGGCAAUGGAAGCCCUCGAUGCGCUUGUGGUGGCCAAUCCAAAACUGGAGACUGGCGAUUACUCGGAUUUGGUGCGGAUGCUAAAAAAGAUUAUUUCGAAAGACACAAACGUCGUAGUUGUUGCUUUGGCUGGAAAGUCUUUGUGUGGCCUUGCCAAUGGAUUGAAGAAAAAGUUUUCUCCAUAUGCCUCCUCCUGCAUCUCAACGAUUCUUGAGAAAUUCAAAGAGAAGAAGGCUAGUGUUGUUACUGCAAUGAGGGAUGCAAUAGAUGCGUGUUUUGUUGCUACCACCUUGGAAUCCAUUCAAGAGGAUACUAUCCAAGCUCUGCAGAACAAAAAUCCAGCAGUAAAGUUGGAAACGAAUACUUUCCUUGCUCGUGCCUUUGCGAAAACACCUUUCAAGACAAUGUCUGAUAAGAAGCUAAUGAAACCUUACUUUACUGCGAUUCUUGCCAAUCUCAAUGAACCGGAUGCCAACGUUCGAGAAGCAGCAGCAGAGGCAUUUGGAGUAGCUAUGAAACAUCUUGGAGAGAAAGCAUUGGCUCCUCUUAUCGCUGAUAUGGAAGCGAUUAAACUUCAGAAGGUAAAAGAAUACAUGGAAAAGGCGGUUAUUACAGCACCCAAAGAGAAAGGAGUCAAGCCUGUGAAAGCUCCAAGUUCAGCAGACAUGAAGGUAAAAGCGAAUGUCGUCAGAGUUCCAGGAAAAACAGACAUCAGGAAACCAGGGGGAGCGGUAGUGAAGAAACCUACUGCUUCGGCAAACUCGUACCCAGAGGAAGAGUUUGUGGAAAAACCGCCAGCGGUUUCGAAACCAGUCGUUGCCGCUAAAAGUGCACCAAAGGUAGGAGGCACCGUUUCCAGACAAACUAUUGCAACCACCACCACCAAGAAGAGCGUUAGCGCUGCAAAAGUAGUAGAAGAACCCAUCGGCUCUAACCUUCCAGUAAAUAAUUUGAAAGCCCAGCGGAUUUCGGAUGAAAUGAGACUCAGAAUUUUAAGAUGGAAUUUUACUACUCCACGUGAGGAAUUUAUCGAUUUACUAAAGGAACUGAUGAUAGCUGCUGGUAUUGGCCCCACUCUUAUGGGAAAUAUGUUCCACUCCAACUUUAAGUUGCACUUGAAAGCCAUUGACACGUUACAAGAUGAAUUCAACAUGAACCCUGAUGGAACCAAAUGUAAUCUCGACUUGAUUUUGAAAUGGGCAACGCUUCGUUUCUUUGACACAAAUCCCUCAGUAUUAAUUCGCAUUUUGGAUUAUAUGAUCAAUGUUUUCCAAGUCUUGAGUGCUGAAGAUUAUAAUAUGGCGGACGUGGAAGCUGGCGCUUUCAUUCCAUACCUGGUCGUCAAGUUAGGAGAGUCAAAGGAAAACGUACGUGUUAAUGUCCACGAAAUUUUGAAGCGCGUAUCAACGAUUUACUCCUCGCAAAAAGUAUUUACAUAUCUCAUUGAGGGACUAAGAUCUAAAAAUGCCCGACAACGGACCGACUGCCUGGACGAAAUGUCUAGUAUGAUUGGAGUUUAUGCAAUGCCAGUUAUGGGUAACACGCCGCAACUUGCACUCAAGGAAAUUGCCAAGCAAAUUUCAGACCGAGAUACAAAUGUUAGAAACGCUGCUUUGAACGCUGUAGUCCAAGCCUACUACCUCGUUGGGGACAAAGUAUUCAAAAUGAUUGGACAGCUUGCUGACAAAGAUCAAUCAUUAUUGGACGAGCGAAUCAAACGCGCUGGAAAGUCAUGUCCCAAGCCGGCCCAGUCAUCCGCCACCCUUACCAAGCCUUCGGCGUCCGUGCAUGGAACAUCACGUAUUAAUUCUAGCGGGACUGUACAUCCCUCAGAGGGUAGCCCAUCGUCGCCUCCACAAGCGGCAAUCGUAUCUCCCAUUCGCCAGUAUCAAUCUCAAUCGGCAAGCAGUGGCAACAUAUUACAGCCUCAAAACUUGAACACUACAUUAGGGUCUUCAAAUGAUGAUUUCAACAAUCGAGUGCUGCAAGCAACAUUUUCGGAACAAUGUGCUGUAUCCAGGAACGUUCUACCUGACAAAUACCGAAUUGAUUUCGAAGCAAUUGAUAACAUGUUUAACGACAAUGAACCUAUACAUCCAAUGGAACUGUUGGAUACAAAUGUUGAGCAGUUUCUGAGAGGGGAGCAAAUCUCACUGCCGAAGCGACGGACGGUGAUAACCAAAAUGCCAGUGAAUUCUCGUAAGCCGUACGAAACGCCCAUGAUCCCCACCCAGGCCAAUCAAAGUAUUGACUUGGUCGUAGUCCAACUUGGCGAUCCAGUGUUGCGCACUGCUAUAGAAUCCUGCGUCAAGCUUGAGAAAAUGCUUACAGAUUCGCUAACUUCACCGAUAAUGUGUGGGCGAGUAGAUACAAUGUUGGCGAUGAUUUCAAAUCAAUACCUUCGGCAACAGCCUACGUUGCAAAACAGGGACGAAGAGCAUUUGAAUGAACUGAAUAAAUACUUUUCAUCGUCAGUUCAGCUGCUGACUGCUCUUUUCAAACACGAAUUACUUCCAAAGAAGGCAAGCAGGGAUGGAUUAAAGGACAUUAUUUAUCACUUGUUGAUGCUCAUCAUUGAUGACAAUUUGGAGCAACUGACUGAUUCCGUGACAAUCAUAAGGCUGGUGAAUGUCAUGGUGGUUCGGAUUAUUGAAAAUACUGAACCUAAUGCAAUUUCAUGUGCUCUGAUUCGCCUUUUGAAUGAUGCAUUGAAUGAAAACGGGGGUGAAAACUAUCGACUACUCGAGCUUGUGAUGAAAUGCCAGUGGAAAUUACUUAAACAACAUAACGUGUGGGUACAAAACGAAGACUAUCAUUGGGAUACGAGGGCCAUUUUAUUGGAAUACCACUAUUUCAUGAAGAAUCAUCCCUUCAGUUCAUUCUGCAAUCGUGAUGGCACUCCUUUGAAAACUAUCAAAACAAUUGUGCAUGCUCUCGUGAUGCAAGCUGGGGUUGAAACCAUCCAGUCGAUCAUGAAUGAUAUACCAGAACUGAAAAACUCGGAAGGUGGAGUCUACAUUAGUAAAAUUAUUCAGCGUGAACUUUUGAAGAAAACGUCAAUUGCUGGUGUCACGUCAUCAGCUUCAACCCUUUAAGCAAUUUUAAAUAAUUGGCACUGAUACUCUUAAUUUUUUACUAAUUUAAAGAAAGUUAUAAGAAAGUCGCAAUUGUUUGCCCUAAUAUUGUUGUAUGCUUCAUUCCAAAAUUCCUGUUUUAAGGCUGUCUACAUAUAUGUAAAACAAAAAUCUAUCAAGUCCUCUCAUUUAUGAAUGUAACAAAAUAUCUGGAAAUGAAAAAUUUUAUUGUAAAACAUUUCAUCCUCUGUUUUUAAUUAGACUACAAUUAUUAUUUUAUAAGUUUAAGCCCGUUAUUAUUAAGUGCCAACCGUUUAUGAUUUUAGUUCUUUUGCAUAUUAAUAAUUAAUUCAAUUUAUACUUUUGUACUUAUUUCUGAGUGAAGUGCCCGAAAUAUUAACACUAAAAUACGUCACGUCGAAGCGUUGCAUACAUACUAGACUGCAAGUAAUUCAUCUAAUGAAUGAGGCUUCCUAAAUCCUGUUGCCAAGCAAGUACCUAAAGUUAAUAUUUAUCUGUUGUUCUAGAACAUAACUACUCGAUUCUACACGCCAUUACAUUACAACUACACUACUACUAGCAGGUAACACGUUUUAACAGAGAAAAGGUUAAUAAAUGCGAAGAAAGUAAUUCAACCAGAAUUGUAUGACUUUACUAAUGGAAAAAUAAAAUAAGAAAUGCAUUUUAAAACAAAUGUAA
Folsomia candida is the source of this 4828-nucleotide messenger RNA. RefSeq names its product protein mini spindles (gene msps). Gene Ontology annotation, molecular function: microtubule plus-end binding; microtubule plus end polymerase activity. The record is from RefSeq and is a predicted model, not a curated record. Gene Ontology annotation, cellular component: spindle pole; kinetochore; centrosome. The transcript has 15 exons. Gene Ontology annotation, biological process: establishment or maintenance of microtubule cytoskeleton polarity; centrosome duplication; microtubule polymerization. The coding region runs from base 170 to 4150 and encodes 1326 amino acids. Lineage: Eukaryota; Metazoa; Arthropoda; Collembola; Entomobryomorpha; Isotomidae.